Acaulospora colombiana is the source of this 2076-nucleotide messenger RNA. Lineage: Eukaryota; Fungi; Glomeromycota; Glomeromycetes; Diversisporales; Acaulosporaceae. The record is from the annotation of a GenBank genome assembly.
AUGCGAUUAACAAAACCCAGUUGGCUCGCUCACCUUGACGAUAAGAAUCAAAAAACCUCAAUUUUCUCGAUCCACGUCCACCCCGAUGGAACACGUUUAGCAACUGGAGGACUUGAGACUAACAUAUUUUUGGUUGAAUUAGAAAAGUUGCACAAACUGGAACAGCAUCAGGGUUUUGUUAAAGGGGUCACAUGGGAUCCCGUAGGGGAAUUUCUUGCGACCGAGAAUCAUAUUGUAUAUCACAUAUACUUGGUACUGUUGGGUUCUCUAGAUCUAACGUCAUUUCAACUCAUUAGUUGGUCACCUGAUGGAUCUCAUGUUGCGACAGCUAAUGGUGCGCAAGGUCCUAUACCUAUUGCAGCGAUCUUUGGUCGCGGUAAAUGGCGUACAGAUGUAUCUCUAGUGGGACAUGAAUCUGCGAUUGAAGUCGUGGCCUUUAACCCAGUUUUGUUUAUGAUUCCUGAAAGCGAUGAUGCUGACGCCCCUGCGAAAUUAGGUAGUGUUUGCGCGGUCGGAAGCCAAGACCACACCAUUUCAGUAUGGGUAACCAGGAAUGCCAGACCACUUUUUGUUUGUCAGAAACCUUUUGCACAUACUGUUUUGGAUUUGGCCUGGUCUCCUGAUGGAACACAUCUCUAUGCAUGUUCAUAUGACGGGACUGUAGUCGUUCUACAGUUCAAUCUUAACGAAUUCGGCGAGCGUGUGUCAAACGAGGAACUUGAAAAACACAUAAUGAAGUACGGAUUCAAAGCAAAAGAACCGAUUAUACUUGAAAAUACCACUCAACUCGACUUGGAAAAUGAGAACGCGAUUGCGAAAAGAAAUGAAAAAUCCGAUCGCAUGUCCGGCAUGGUACCUAUGGAAACUUCAACCGUUGGGAUUUCAAACGCUUCAGUAACUAAAAAUUCGGCAAUUGAACCUAUGAUAACGAAUUUUGAUUCCCCAGAGAAUGCACCUCAAUUAUCAAAAGAUGGACCCUUGCCAAUGAAUGUUGUUGAAUCUUCAACAUCUGCAUCUAGCAGUGCUUUUACCAAAGCUGGAGAUCAGCCGAAAGUUUCGUUCACAAGAGAAGGAAAGAAAAGAAUUCAACCACAAUUUUUAGGAGGACUCAAUUCCACUUCAUCGACUAUCCCGGCUUCGUCCAUUAGCGGCAGUGCUUCUUUGAAUGCUUCAAACAUGAUUCAUUCUACUCAACAAACGACGUCAGGAGAGGGAACAAGUGGUGAGAUGGAACCUCCAUCUCGUGCUCUUCCACCAGGCGGAAUUCCUGCUCUAAUUGUUGGAAACAAACGCAAAGACUCGGGCCCACCAGACAUUACAUCGUCAAAUAAACGAAUGAAUGUUUCCGGAAAGUCAAAUUCGGAAGUAGAAUCAAAUGUAUUAAGACCUGCCAUGGUUUCCCCUUCUGUAGUAAUGUCACAAAUUAGACUGGCUUCUUAUAAGGUUCGAGAACACUUGACCAAAGAUAAAUUGGAUGGUGCCACCUUGAAACUUGAAUGUCACAAUAAUAAUAACGGCAAGCGCAUGACUUUUUUUUUCUUUUUUGAGGAAAUUGGCAUCGUCAUUGUACUUACCGAUGCGUACUUUGAAAAUUUAGGUCUAUCCCAUUUGGUGUGCACUCGAGGAAAGAGUCUUCAACCCACGGUCUCGAUUGUGACAGCUUGUGUUCGCUCUAAUGGCACCCCUCUGUUGGUAACGAGUCGGUAUACACUUCCGAAUCCUUCGGGACAAGAGUCUAGUGGAGACGUGACCGGAAAUUGUUUGUUGGAAAAUUUAGACAACUAUUCCAGGCAACGUUCCCAGAAUGUAGGGUCACUUUCUCAUUUGAGGAGACCACCUGGGCCCGAAAAUUCUGGACAACACUGUAAUUUGUUAGGUUUCCUUCAGAAUCAACUUCUAGUUGCUGAAUUAAUCAAUUCUCCGGCGGAGUAUAAGCGAUUGCUCUUCUCAUAUGCGCAGCAAUUGGCCGACGAGGGUUCUGAAUUAAGAGUGCACGAAUUGUCAUCUAAUAGAGACUUGCAACGCCUAGUGACCGAAUAUAAGUCAGAAUUAAACAAAAUACUCAACUUAGAUUGA